Molecule: messenger RNA, 1364 nt
Organism: Truncatella angustata
Lineage: Eukaryota; Fungi; Ascomycota; Sordariomycetes; Amphisphaeriales; Sporocadaceae
Exons: 1
Coding region: 322-1023 (233 amino acids)
Source: RefSeq, a predicted model, not a curated record
CCCAGCGAUGUAUGGCUCUGGGAGGCGUGGUUUGCCCUAAAGGUAAGAAAGUGUACAUGGGGCAGGCAUCAAUUCGACGACAACGUAUUCUAGCGCUCUUUUACGUUGGUAGCUGUCACACAGCCUGCAGUGCGCUAAAUUUGGCAGUCACACAAUCUAUUACCGAUGCAUAUAAGCAUAGUCUCCCCCCGCCCUUAGCGCAAAUGAAAAGCUUUUGAUCCUGCAAGCUUCGCCUCCCUCUGCUGACAGAAUUUCUGUCUGUCAAACACUUACUUUCGUUACAUACAGAAGGGUUUAGUAUCAGUUUACAGCAAUAUUGCCAUGGCGGGGCCACGCAAAGCUAUUGAAUUGAUGCUUUGCACUUGCGAGAAACCGUACAUGCGUGUCGCAGACUACGGACUAGAGCUUGACGAGGCGAUUCCUGUUGCAGACCGGAUGCAUGCUCUUCUUGAGCAUGAUUAUCAAUGGAGAUGGCCCGACAACAGCCACCAUCUGGCGAAUUGGGUAGAUGAUCCUAGCAAACGUGCCAAAAAAUCGGAAGAGGACACCACAACAUACGCAGAAAGAGAUAGCAGAAGGAACUUUGUACGAGAGUUCAUAACAAACGAGCAGGCACAAUGGCUCCGCUGUGCCGUCAUCACCAGUCGUGCACUGGAGUAUCUCCAAGCUUGUCGGCGUCAAAAACUGAUCUUACAGGGGCUGUCCCCCAGCGGUCAGGACUACAGUUUUGAGCCGAGACUUUUUUACCAGUAUAUAUGGAUAUGCCUCAACCAAGGGACCGGGACACGACUUUGGGAAUCAGCACCACUAAUGUUUCUAAUUCCCGAAACUGAGUCAGAUUCAGGCGAUCUGGUUGUCUUGACAGCUCAGAAAUUGUUGGAAGUUACGAUCCGGAAUUGGGAGCAGGGCAUGGAUUUGGGAAGCAUAUUUCCAACACUAUCAUUAGACGAUGUGCUACCGUUACCACACGACGCAGAACCCCAGAUAAAUGAUCAAGGCUUAAACAAGGCCAUAUCAAAUUGAAGACCAGAUUCAACUGCAGCGCCAAUUUCCGAUGAGAUCACAAGGCACGACCCAAUGGGCAACACUGGAACACAUGGGAAACCAAUCAUGAGGAACAGAAGACUCAGGAACACGAUUAGACAAGGGAUGAAGACACCCAUGAGGGGUCACGUAACAUGGUCAGUUAUAAUUAGUGUGUCUAUAGUGAGCAACAGUGAUUAGAGGAUACCAGUGAGGGCAUGAAAGAAGGCGUCUCCUAUUCUACACAGACAUUCAUUACCUUGAUGAUCAAAGCUCAAGCAUGUAUCUUACCCAUAGGUGAAGCCUAUACUAAUUGUCACAAUACACAACUUACGGCCCAA